This is a messenger RNA of Jaculus jaculus (lesser Egyptian jerboa), 861 nucleotides long. It is a transcript of the gene Rfpl4b, whose product is annotated as ret finger protein like 4B. The record is from RefSeq and is a predicted model, not a curated record. Bases 1 to 861 code for a protein of 286 amino acids. The transcript has a single exon. Lineage: Eukaryota; Metazoa; Chordata; Mammalia; Rodentia; Dipodidae.
AUGGCUAGAAGUCUGAAAGAGGAGGCAACCUGCCCCAUUUGCCUGGAAAUUUUCUCAGAUCCCAUUCAUCUACCCUGUGCACACAUUUUCUGCUUGGACUGCAUUCAAACUUGGAACAGGAGAAAGGAAGGUUUGAAACUGAUCUGCCCCUUAUGCCGAGCAGCGAGCGAGAAAGCCGUCACACGAGAUGAACAAGUUAGCAGGCUGACAGUUCUCCUCAGGCAGCAUGGCUCCGUCCUGAAGCAGCACCUGCAGGCGAGCACUGGACUCCCGAGAAUGUUCCAGGAGGACAUGACCCUGGAUGCUUCCACCUCCACCUCCUUCCUUGUAUCCCCCAAAGAACCAAUGGACACCGAUUGUGGGAAGAUCUGCCACAACUUGGUGGAAGAUCCCAAGAGCUUCCUCCACCUGGCCGGCGUUGUGAGCAGCCCCUGCUCAUCUGGUUCCCACUCCUGGGACAUAGAAGUGGGGAAAGGGAAGGAGUGGACUCGGGGUGUUUUCAAGGAAUCUGUCAUCAGAAAGAGCAUCACGGAUUUAUCCUCUGAACACAGGCUCUGGGUCGUUAACGUGAGGACAAGAGCAGUCCAUGGCAACUCCAUCCCAGAAGGAAUUCCUGUAAGCCCUGGCUUUUGCCAUGUAGGGAUUUUCCUGGAUGUGGAUAUGGAAGAAAUCAAGUUGUUUGAUUUGGAAAAUAAUGCCCUCAUCUACAACAUGAUUCUUUCUCCAUCUCCUUGUUUUGUCAUGAGCUGCCAGCAAAGGGAGACAGCAGACAUCUUUCAUCUAAGAAAGGUCAGAGAAUCACCAAGGAAAAGAUACUGUAUCAUGACUUGGAAGAUUUGUGAUAAAGCUUUCAGAUGUUAG